Parnassius mnemosyne (clouded apollo) is the source of this 480-nucleotide messenger RNA. NCBI's taxonomy places the organism in Eukaryota, Metazoa, Arthropoda, Insecta, Lepidoptera, Papilionidae. The record is from the annotation of a GenBank genome assembly.
AUGGACGGGCAUAUUAAAUGGAAAAGUAAUUGGGCCCCCGAGAUACAAGGAUACUUACAUGGAAAUAGUUAUUUGAACUUUUUACAAAACGACUUGCCAGAAUUAUUAGAAUACUUGCCUUUGCGUGACUUACAAAACAUGUGGUUUCAAAAUGAUGGUUGCCCAGCUCACUAUGCUCGUCUUGUGCGAGAAUAUUUAAACCAAGAGUACCCAGGACGUUGGAUCGGGCGACUUGGUCCUAUCUUAUGGCCACCCCGUUCACCCGACCUAAACCCCCUGGACUUCUUUUACUGGGGUUAUCUCAAAGACAGGGUUUACUCAAAACCCAUUUCAACAUUGGAUGAGCUUCGCCAAAAUAUCACUCAGGCGACGGAUCAUAUCAAUGGUAGAAGAUAUGCACGACGAAUAAAAAGAUCCUUUUUAAGGCGAUGCCAUGCCUGUAUUAAUGCCGGUGGUCAACAAUUCGAACAUUUACUGUAA